Messenger RNA from Penicillium brasilianum, 2059 nucleotides. The record is from the annotation of a GenBank genome assembly. Lineage: Eukaryota; Fungi; Ascomycota; Eurotiomycetes; Eurotiales; Aspergillaceae.
CCUUAAUCACUAUUGAGACUCGAAUGACUCGUGACGUCUUUUGACGGCUUUCACGGAGACGAAGCUUUUGAAUUGAUCUCCCGGAUGGGAUACUCAAAGAUACUGUGUGCUAAACCGCUAAAUUGCCUCUUUGCAUUCUCACCGCUCCGUUGCUCCUUGCUCCUCAUGAGUGAGAGCCAAUCUGUUGGCGUGGUGGUUUAUCUUGGAUCGGGUCAAAGUUUCCCCUGAGACCCGCACCCACAUUGAAAAUCCCCUGAGACAAGUGCUUGAAACACCUAAACACCCCCCCCCUCCCGAAUCAUACGCAGAGCCCGAUUUCGAUUGCGUCCAGACAACUCUUGUAUCGGUCGGUCUACUUCAUCCUCACUGCACCUGCGAAGGCCUCCAUGAGCGACAUCGAUACCGAACCUAGUGCCUCAAAGCCCACCCCCACGAUGACGAUGAAGCCGACCGCAUUAUCCAAUUCCAACAAACCACAAGGCACAAUGCCAAACACUUCUUCCUCCAGAUCUUCAAUGCAGUUGCCGCAAUGCAAAAGCUUCCCUUCGAGGAGGGUCGACCGGAGGGGCAAUAGUCACUUCCAAAGCUUGACCCGUUGGCUACUUCAUAACCAAAUUUAUUUAUCCUUCAACCUCAUGGCCGUCCUCCUUUUCGUGCAUUCGUGUCUGCCCAAAGCCCGCCCAUACACGUCCAUGUUCUUCUCAUUGUCACAUUACAAUCCAAGCACGGGAAAUUAUGGCGCCGGUAGCGGUGAUUUCUUCUUUCUUGCACAUUGUGUCAUCCUUUUCACUGGUCUUCGGGCUUGCUUCAUAGAAUAUCUUCUCGAACCCCUAGCCAAACACUGGGGUGUUGUCAAGAAGAAGGAGCUCACUCGAUUCUCGGAACAGGCGUGGUUAUUGUGUUAUUACUCGAUAUUUUGGACGCUUGGCGUGUAUCUCUAUUGCACCUCGGACUAUUUCCUAGCCCCAAGAGAGAUGUUCACCAAUUGGCCAACUCGAGAGCUCCCUGGGAUCACGAAGGCAUACAUUCUGGGCCAGUGGGCCUUCUGGCUACAGCAGCUCAUUGUCAUCAAUAUUGAAGAGCGUCGCAAGGACCACUGGCAAAUGUUGGCUCACCACGUCGUAACCAUUCUGCUGAUUUACACUUCGUACACGUUGCACUUGACUACCGUGGCCAACUUGGUCCUGAUCUUGAUGGAUGUGGUCGAUAUCUUUUUCCCUAUCGCCAAGUGUUUGAAGUACCUCGGCUUCACUACCUUGCGAGAUAUUAUGUUCGGCAUCUUCAUGCUUUCAUGGUUCCUCGCGCGCCACGUGUUUUACAUCUUGAACCUGUACCACAUCUGGAAAUACAUGCCCGAGACUAUCAAUCCCGGCUGUUAUUACAAAUCACAGGACGGCCUGAUAAUCGGGCCAACCCCACUGCCUGAACAGGGUUGGUCGCAUAUGCUCGAAGCGUUCUUCAACCCUUCUGGCACCAUUUGCUACAGCGACGGCAUAAGGUGGGGAUUCCUCGGUGCCCUGGGGUUCCUUCAGGUUCUGACCAUAUCAUGGUUCCUUCUGAUCCUUCAGGUGGCGAUCCGUGUCUUCAAAGGGAUUGGCGCCGAUGAUAUUCGGAGCGAAGACGAAGACGAGGGCGAGUUGGAAGAGAAAGAAAAUAAACCCCAAGGAGACGGACCUCUCAACCCAGAGGCAUGGAAGCGCAGUGCUAAUGUUCGCGGGAAUGCGACUUCGUCUGGAGUGGGUUUGCCAGGGUCUUGGGACCGAAAGGAAUUGUUGGGUAGAAUUGGGUGUGAGAAACAUUAAUUCGCUUCUCGAAGCACACAAGCUUGUGAUAUUGAAUUUAUUUGGAUUUGGUUCAUGGCACUACAAAAAGGUCUGUGACAGGACAAUACUAGUCCUAAUUAGGAAACCCCGUGCCUCGACACCGAUUGAUUGAUUGAUUCCUCAGGCUUUUCGCGGCCGAAGGCUGCAUGUAGCCCCCUAGCAAGUACAAGUAUAAACUGAAGCUACGCUACCUAUUGUACACAUCUUUCUGUCCGACUGGUGUUUCACCUUCCUGU